Messenger RNA from Colletotrichum acutatum, 615 nucleotides. RefSeq lists its product as uncharacterized. The record is from RefSeq and is a predicted model, not a curated record. Lineage: Eukaryota; Fungi; Ascomycota; Sordariomycetes; Glomerellales; Glomerellaceae. The transcript has a single exon. Bases 1 to 615 code for a protein of 204 amino acids.
AUGGACUACCUCUUCGAAACCACAGACUCGGUCUUUGAGAUCCUAUGGGACGUCGCGCUCGCCUUCUUCAUCGUCCGCAUCGCGCUAUCGUACUUCUUCUUCACCUUUACCACAACAACGCUGCUCUCAUGGAUCAUUUAUACAUAUCGCCGAUACUUACGACUGCCCCUUAUCUCCGAUCAGCAGCAGCAGCAGCAGCAGCAGCAGCAGCACCUCACAGUCUCACAAACCGAGCUUUUCUUCUUAGCAGUGCUGUUUCUACAAACCAUCAUAGGCCUCGUCGUUGCGCGGUACGUCGUGGCAGUCUACGACGUGCCGCGCGUGGCCUCGUUCCGGCUUGCGAUCGGAGGUCUGGCGACGGCGUUCCUGGCCGGCGCGGAGGGGCUACUCGGGUUGAUCAUAUCUGCGUUUUCAGACGAAGGAGGAGAGCACGGAAGGGACUGCUGGAUUUGGCAGAGUGUGAAUGGAUGGAUGAUGGUCGCAGCGAUGCUUGGCGGAUCGGUUGCCUUUGCGGCGAUGCCUGUGGUAUUGAUGUGGUUUGAGAGGUCCGAGAAGGCUCCGGUUUCUGCUGGAAGGGCUGAGGGGAAGGGGGGAGAUGGGGAUGCAAGGGCUUGA